Molecule: messenger RNA, 1886 nt
Organism: Camellia sinensis
Lineage: Eukaryota; Viridiplantae; Streptophyta; Magnoliopsida; Ericales; Theaceae
Source: RefSeq, a predicted model, not a curated record
AUAUAUUUGUCUCGAACAUUCACUCAAUUUACACUUCUGAAGUCCCGACAUAGCUUACUUUCCCACUCUCUUUCUCUCUCAAUUUCCCGAGAAAAUUCUCUCCAAACCAUCCUCACACCCCCUUCCCAAACCCUACUCAAUCCAUCGACGCUUCACAAAUCCUCGGCUCUUAAGCCAUUGAAUGACUAUAGAAUCUGUAGAAAAUUUUGAUGAUGCCUCCUCCAAGAAGAAAGAAAUGGACGGAGGCAGAAGAGAGAACCCUAAUAGACAAGUACGGUGAGAUGGUUUGUGAUGGGACUUUAGGGAAAAUGAAAACCAGAGAGAAAAAGUUCAAACCCAUUGCUUUGUAUGUCAAUUCUAUGCACUACGUUCGCGACCCGAUCACCUACCCGUGGCAAUGGACUUGGAAGGAUGUGUCUACCAAAGUGCAGAACAUGAGGCACCAAUAUUCAUUGGUGAAGCAAAAGAUCAAGAAGCAUGAAUUUGUGGGUGAUUCGGCGGUGGAAGAGUUUGAUUGGGUUGAGGGGUUAACUCAUUGGUCAAAUUUUUUGAGGUAUAAGGAGGUUUUUGGGGAUGUGGCACUUGUUUUUAAUGGUAAUGAUUCGAUGGUGGUUGCGGGAGAGAACAAUGAAAAUGGUGAGGGGUUUGAUGGGAGUGGUCAUGGAAUGGAGAUUGUGCAAUUUGGGCAUCUUGGUCAUGGAGGGGAUGGUGAUUUUGGCGUGGGUUUCGAUGGGGGUGAUAAUGGGGUUAUGGGUUUGGACUUUGAGUAUGAUGGGGAGGAAGGAGAUGAUACCCAUAAUUGUAAUAAUAAUAAUAAUAAUAAUAAUAAUAAUAAUAAUAAUAAUAAUAAUAAUAAUAAUCAUUCAAAGGUGGAUGGAGAUGAUGGAUUUGUGUAUGAAGAUGUUGAGCCGAGUGGGUCUGAUACGAGGAAGAAGAGGAAAGUUUUGAAGGGGAUGGGGAAGAGGCCAUGGGGGUUUCUUGCAAACCAGUUAGGGCAGUUGAGGGAAUUGGAAACUCGAUUUGAGCAUCGGGAGGUGGAGAGAGAGCGGGAGAGGCAAAGGAGGGAGCAUCUCCGAAUAGAGAUGGAGCAGGAACGCGAAAAGAAAUGGGAAGAAAGAGAAAAGGAGAGGGAAGAGAGGGAGAAGGGUAGGGAGAAGUUGAGGAGGCAGAGGGUUCGGGAGUGGGAAGCUAUGGAGGAGGAAAGUGAAGAGAGGGAAAGAAGAAGAAGAGAGGAAGAAUUGAUUUAUGAGAGGGACUGGGAGGAAAGGAUGAACCGGAGGAGAUCAGAAUGGAAGAAGAGGAUCGAUGAGAUGUUGGGCCAGCAUCGAGCAGAAAUGGGUCAAAUUCAGACUCGAAUCCUUCAUGAACAACAGAACCUUACCAAUCAGUUCCUUGGGAUUGUUUCACAGUGGACUGGUCAUCCAACUGGGCUCACUGAUCACACUGGAGCUAGCAAUCAUUAUUUGUCACAAAUGAUGCAGAACUUGCACCAUGUGAAUGGCAUUGUCCAUGGCGACACAAGAGUUGAGGGUGAUAAUCAAGAUGAUCAAUUCAUUGUUGAUGGAUAAUAUCACUCUCCAUCACUAAUUUCCUCUCAGCUGGCUCAAAUUGAAAGUAGCAUGCAGGAAUGUGGUGGUGAGAAGAAGUGUAAAGGUCAGAGAUUUGUUAUGUGUUUUACUGUUUACUUUCAAUUAGGUAUUUAUUAUAUCAGUCUGUGUAGUUUGAGUUUUUGCUUUAGUUUUAUUUUUUGGUCCAAUAGUUUUCAUUUUAGUGAAUAAGGGAUGUAGAUUUCCGUGUUUCAAUUUUUUAUGUAACUAUUCUUGAAUAUAAAUUCACUCUUUUCUAAAUAUGCUACAACUUCAUGGUUCAAUUUUUGUUUAGUUUUC